Elgaria multicarinata webbii is the source of this 3537-nucleotide messenger RNA. RefSeq names its product dihydropyrimidinase like 2 (gene DPYSL2). The record is from RefSeq and is a predicted model, not a curated record. The transcript has 14 exons. The coding region runs from base 13 to 2064 and encodes 683 amino acids. Lineage: Eukaryota; Metazoa; Chordata; Lepidosauria; Squamata; Anguidae. Gene Ontology annotation, cellular component: cytoplasm. Gene Ontology annotation, molecular function: hydrolase activity, acting on carbon-nitrogen (but not peptide) bonds.
CAUCGAAGAGCCAUGGCCGAGAAUAGGCAGGCAUCGGGCAAGCCCCACGAGGAGGAGGAGGAGGUGCCCGCCUUCUUCAAAAACCUGGGCUCCGGCAGCCCCAAGCCCCGGCAGAAAUUCUGCGGCAUGUUCUGCCCAGUGGAAGGCUCCUUGGAGAACAAGACCAUCGACUUCGACUCCCUCUCGGUGGGACGCGGCUCAUCGAGCAAGAUCGUGGCCAAGCAGAAGGACGUGGCCCACCUCGGACCGGAGAGUCCGUCCCUCGGCUCGUGGCAGAGCAGGAAGGGAGGGCAGCCAUCUGUUGAUUUCGGGAGGAAGGUGGAGAUCCGGAGAGCCACGGGCAAGGAGGCGUUGCAGAACCUGAAUGACAAGAGUGAUCGCCUUUUGAUCAAGGGUGGUAAAAUAGUUAACGAUGACCAAUCUUUCUAUGCAGACAUUUACAUGGAAGAUGGGUUGAUAAAACAAAUAGGAGAGAACUUGAUUGUGCCGGGCGGAGUGAAGACCAUCGAGGCUCAUGGCCGGAUGGUGAUCCCUGGAGGGAUCGAUGUCCACACUCGCUUCCAGAUGCCUGACCAGGGGAUGACCUCUACCGAUGACUUCUUCCAAGGAACGAAAGCCGCGCUGGCUGGAGGCACCACAAUGAUCAUUGACCAUGUUGUUCCUGAGCCAGGCAACAGUUUGCUGUCUGCGUUUGACCAGUGGCGAGAAUGGGCGGACAGCAAGUCCUGCUGCGAUUACUCUUUGCAUGUGGACAUCACAGAAUGGCAUAAAGGGGUUCAGGAGGAGAUGGAAGCCUUGGUAAAGGACCAUGGAGUGAAUUCCUUCUUGGUGUACAUGGCCUUCAAGGAUCACUUUCAACUAACGGAUUCUCAGAUAUACGAGGUCCUGAGCGUGAUCCGUGACAUUGGUGCCAUAGCCCAGGUCCACGCUGAGAAUGGUGAUAUCAUUGCUGAGGAGCAGCAAAGGAUCUUGGAACUGGGCAUCACUGGUCCUGAGGGCCAUGUGUUGAGCAGGCCUGAAGAGGUCGAGGCUGAAGCCGUGAACCGAGCGAUCACCAUUGCCAACCAAACCAACUGCCCCUUAUAUGUCAGCAAAGUGAUGAGCAAAAGUGCAGCUGAAGUUAUUGCUCAGGCCAGGAAAAAGGGCACUGUGGUGUAUGGGGAGCCCAUCACAGCAAGCUUGGGCACUGAUGGUUCUCACUACUGGAGUAAAAACUGGGCCAAAGCAGCUGCUUUUGUCACCUCUCCACCACUGAGCCCUGACCCAACUACUCCGGACUUCCUCAAUUCUCUGCUGUCCUGUGGUGAUCUCCAGGUUACUGGCAGUGGCCACUGUACCUUCAACACUGCCCAGAAAGCUGUUGGGAAGGACAACUUUACUCUGAUCCCCGAAGGAACCAAUGGAACUGAGGAGAGGAUGUCCAUCAUCUGGGAUAAAGCUGUGGUGACUGGCAAGAUGGAUGAGAACCAGUUUGUAGCUGUGACUAGUACCACUGCAGCCAAAAUCUUCAACCUGUAUCCACGGAAGGGACGCAUUGCUGUGGGCUCUGAUGCUGACCUGGUGAUCUGGGACCCAGACAGUGUCAAGACAAUCUCUGCCAAGACUCAUAACAUAUCUGUGGAGUACAAUAUCUUUGAAGGCAUGGAAUGUCGUGGGUCACCACUGGUGGUCAUCAGCCAAGGGAAGAUAGUCCUGGAGGAUGGUAACCUUCAUGUAACUGAGGGCUCUGGACGAUACAUUGCCAGGAAACCCUUCCCUGACUUCGUUUACAAGCGCAUCAAGGCAAGGAGCCGGCUGGCUGAGCUGAGGGGUGUCCCUCGUGGACUGUACGAUGGCCCGGUGUGCGAAGUUUCGGUGACACCGAAAACGGUCACGCCAGCGUCCUCGGCAAAGACGUCUCCGGCGAAGCAGCAGGCGCCUCCUGUUCGGAACCUGCACCAGUCUGGAUUUAGCUUGUCUGGUACAUACCUAUGUGCACAAAUUGAUGAUAAUAUUCCACGCCGUACCACGCAGCGCAUAGUGGCGCCACCCGGUGGCCGUGCCAAUAUCACCAGCUUGGGUUAAAAAAACAAAACAUGGGGGGGGGGGGGAAACAUGGCCGCUUAGCGGCACAUGGAAGAGGGUGGGGCACUUGAAGACCCUUUUUUGAUUCUUUUAGAGCCUGUGAUGGUUACUGUGGGCAACUGUGGGUUACUGUGGGUUAAGGCUUAAUGGAGGCCUCAGUCUCCCUCAGCCCCCUUUGUUGUCAAUCUCUCUCCCCACACCCUCACUGUCGUCACAGAACGUAUUCACUUCCCCAUUCCGGCACAUUUGGGAACAACCCUCUCUGUUUUUGACACAUGCGAGAUGCGAAAAAGGCAAACAUUGAAGAGUAGAACUUGGGCUUAUUGUGACCAUUAACAUCUUUUCCUUUUUUAUUAUUUUUUUUAUUUUUCCCUUUUUUUAUUUUUAUUUUUUUUAAAAAAGGAAGGAUAAAGUGAAUUUCUUGGGAGCUGCCUCUUCCGUUUUACUUUUCCGGGUUUUUUAAAUAAAUAAAUAAAUAAAUGAAGGCAUGGGAUUAACUGUUGAAAGAAGGAGGAAAGGGACUAAGCUGGAUGUUUGCGAAACUGGAUUUGCGGCCGUGCAGCUUAAAAUGGGACACAAGAAUAAUGAUCCAGAUGAUGCCUGUUUCUACCCUCCUUUCCAGUUCAAGGAAGGUAGAGCGCGUGCUGCUAAGGUUUCAGUCCAGGAGUAGUGGGGAGCAGGGGGCGGGGCGGGAAUAUAUCCCAUCCUGGUUUGGGUCUCUUAAUACUUCUAAACCUUUCUGGAAUUGAAGGAUUGUUUGUCUUCCUUUUUGUAUUUUUUGGUGUCUCUGUGUGUGUAUGUGUGCACUUGCUCCUGCAUGUUGUGUUGUGUUCUGUUUUGAGAUGCCUUAUUUUGGAAUUGAGAUCAUCCUUCAUCUUUCCUACUCACUACAGUCCUGGGGUCCCUGUCACAGAAUCUGUAGGUCGCCGGUAGUAUUCAGACAUUCACGAUUCUUGGGCCGACUUGACCUUGGUUUUUUGUGGGGAGUCCAAACGAUGAUAAAGUGGUUUCCUGUUGUUCUUCUCCUAAGGCUACCAGAUUCUGGAUAGACUGGGUCACCUGUCAUUGGUACCAUGAAAUCUCCAUCAGUUGGAGACAGCCUCUCAAGAGAUCAUUCCAAACCACCCACUUCUUGUGGGUCUUUGAAGGGUUGAGACCUAAAAUCAGAAGAUCUAGCCAAGGAGUAUGCUGCCAAAUGACCCCCACUUUAUUUUAUUUCAAUAUCUCCUGGCUUUGAGGGACCUUUGGGUGGGGGGAAGCAAUCCAUUUAAAACGCAUGAGGCUCAAUCCAGUCAUACCAUGGAUGCAGAGGUCAUGACGAAGCCUGGAUUCCAGCCCCCUCUCUCGUGCAUGCACUGUACCAAGCUCAUACAGGCGGUGGGAGGCCUGUGUGCACCUCUCUUCUUCCUUCCCUUUCCACACAGUCAAGGAACGCAGUCUCGGAGAUCGAGCUUCUUGACUAAGUGGCAAAGA